AUGCCGCGCGAGAUCAUCACGCUGCAGGCGGGCCAAUGCGGCAACCAGAUCGGCAUGGAGUUCUGGAAACAGCUGUGCGUGGAGCACGGCAUCUCCGCCGACGGCAUCGUGCAGGACUUUGCCACGUCGGGCCACGACCGCAAGGACGUGUUCUUCUACCAGGCGGACGACGAGCACUACAUUCCGCGCGCGCUGCUCAUGGACCUCGAGCCGCGUGUGAUCAACAGUAUCAGUACUUCUGCCUUCAAGAACUUAUACAAUCCCGAGAACUUUUUCGUAUCGAAAGAAGGAGGUGGGGCAGGGAACAAUUGGGCGUCCGGCUACCAUCAAGGCGAGAGUCAUCACGACCAGCUGAUGGAGAUGAUUGACCGAGAAGCUGACGGAUCCGACAGUCUCGAAGGGUUCGUCUUGUGCCACUCCAUUGCUGGCGGAACGGGCUCGGGAAUGGGGUCGUACUUGCUGGAAAACUUGAACGACCACUUUCCCAAGAAACUGAUUCAGACGUACUCGGUGUUUCCGAAUCAGUCGGACUUUCAGAGCGACGUCGUGGUGCAGCCAUACAACUCACUGCUGACGAUGAAGAGACUGGUGCUGAAUGCCGACUCGGUCGUGGUGCUGGACAACACGGCGCUGAACCGGAUUGCCGUGGAGAGGCUGAGAGUCGAGAACCCGACAGUGUCUCAACUGAACUCUCUCGUGUCGACCGUCAUGGCAGCGAGUACCACGACUUUGCGGUAUCCCGGCUACAUGAACAACGACCUCAUUGGACUUGUGGCAUCGUUGAUUCCCACUCCACGCUGUCAUUUCUUGAUGACGGGGUACACUCCGUUGACGAUCGACGCACAGGUCUCUGCAGUGAGGAAGACGACAGUGCUGGACGUCAUGCGACGCCUCUUGCAACCGAAAAAUAUCAUGGUGAGCACGUCGACAAAGACGGGGUGCUACAUCUCCAUUUUGAACAUCAUCCAGGGCGACGUGGACCCUACACAAGUGCACAAGUCAUUGCAGCGCAUUCGUGAACGGAAGCUGGUGCGAUUCAUUCCGUGGGGACCGGCAUCGAUCCAAGUGGCGCUAUCACGCAAGUCGCCGUACAUGGAAACGGCGCACAAGGUCAAUGGUCUCAUGCUGGCCAACCACACGAGCAUUGGGGCACUUUUCCACAAGUUGCUGCUCCAAUACGACCGAUUGAAAAAACACGGCGCUUUCAUUGAGAAUUACCGGAAGGAACCCAUGUUUGCGGAGAACUUGGACGAGUUUGAUAGCGCACGCGAGGUCGUGCAGAACCUGGUGGACGAGUACAAGGCCAGCGAACGCGCAGACUACGCGACGUGGGGACAGCCGCCCUCGCAAGCUGCUACUAGCACAGCGGACGACGUACGUAUGUCGUAG
This is a messenger RNA of Hyaloperonospora brassicae, 1389 nucleotides long. Lineage: Eukaryota; Oomycota; Peronosporomycetes; Peronosporales; Peronosporaceae. The record is from the annotation of a GenBank genome assembly.